UCUUCGUUUUUGUGUCGAUUAUCAUUUAUUGUGUAAAACUAUUUUGCAACAUGCUGCUUAUUUCUGAGAGUGAAGUCCAAUUUUUGGGUGCAUCUAACGUCCGCCGUUUUCUCACUAGGAUUUGUGCACAACCGCCUAUGGCCAUAUGCAAGAGGUGCACAAUCCGAGAAGAAAAAAAAUCUUCAGCCAGCUAGCCAUUGGAGGCCAAACGAUAUCUCAACUUCAGAAACGCGUGGUUCGGUGCAGAGCGGCUGGUUAUCAAUACCGAUUAGCUUCAGAAGUAUUUGUCAUGAUAGGGACAAACGACGUCUUAAGAAACACUCCAUACAACAGUAUGAAACUGUCUCUACUGAGAUUACUGGCCACGAUAAAAAACCAAGGCGUCCAAAACAUUCGUUUAUGUACAAUCUUGCCUAUUCAUAGAGCAACGGGCGAUCAAAGAGACACGUUAAAUAAAUUCAACGAUUUUGUUCGACGUGUUAAAGACCGUCGAGUUGUCGUGGUGGACGUCGAAUCAUUUUUUUCCAACCCAAAAUAUUUUGAAAGAGAUGGUGUGCAUCUUAAUUUGGAUGGGUUAGAGCGACUAGAAACCAUUUGGUUCCAACAGUAAAUGUAAGUGGUGGUGGUUUUGUUUUGUAGCUUCGGUGGUGGGUUGAUUAUUAAUAGUAUUAUUACAUUAGGUGUUAGGUGGUUAUGGUUACUUUAGCGACAAGGAUGCAGAAUAGUAUGCAGCGACUUUUAAAUUAUUGUUUUGCUUUGCUUAGGUGGUGGUGGAUGUUUUAUUGUUAUUACUAUUAUAAUGUAUACAACGAAAUCUGAAGGUUUCGUCAUCACUAUAGCGCGUGUUUUUUAUUUUAGUGUUUUGUAAAAUAAACAUUUUUACGUUUUAUUGCUCACGAAUUGUCAAAUUUUAUGCUAUUAGAUAGAUAUAGUACAUACAUAAAAUUAAAACUUCACAAGAAAAGACGGAAUUAGACGGGGAACCCUUCAGACUACGAUAUUUAAUGUUUUAUUGUUUACUUAUUUUAAUUGUUGUUUAUUGGUAGAAUAUGGUUGUGGUUGUAUUAGAUAUAAUAACAAAACUGCAACAAGCUAUGCAGUGACUUUUAAGUUAUUAUUUAGCUGUGCUGCUGUUUUUGAAAUCGGCAUGGGUUUAUUAAUGGUUUAAAAGAACUCAUAUUUCAGCACAACGUGGAGAUGUUCACAAAACCGUCAUAUUUUGUUUGUCGUAUAAACUGUAGUUAUUUUUUAAGAUAACUUGAUGCAAUUUUAUAUUUUAUUAGUUCAAUAUAUUACAAAAUGAAAACAGUUUACUGCUACUAGACAAAAACGAUACUUUUUGAGUAAUAGACCAGCAACGAAUUGACCGUUUUUCUAUAUAAAUGUAUAAAGCAAUUGGGCGACUUUAACGCUCUGUAACUUUUUUAUUUUUUAAGAUAACUUGAUGAAAUUUUAUAUUUUAUUAGUUCAAUACAUCACAAAUUGAAAACAGUUUACCGCUACUAGACAAAGACGAUACUUUUUGAGUAAUAGACCAGCAACGAAUUGACCGUUCUUCUAUAUAAAUGUAUAAAGCAAUUGGGCGACUUUAACGCUCUGUAACUUUUUUAUUUUUUAAGAUAACUUGAUGAAAUUUUAUAUUUUAGUUGUUCAAUACAUUACAAAUUGAAAACAGUUUACCGCUACUAGACAAAGGCGAUACUUUUUGAUUAAUAGACCAACAACGAAUCGACCUUUCUCCUAUAUAAAUGUAUAGGGCAAUUGGUCAACUUCAACGCUCUAUAACUUUUUUAUUUGUUGAGAUAAUUACAUUAAAUUUUAUAUUUAAAUUGUUCCGUGUAUUAAAAACACAAAACAAUUUUCCGAUAGUAGUCAAAGGUGAUAGUUUUCCCGUCACGAGCGAUUUUCUUUUUUCCCCAUGUAUUCUAGGGGGUCAACUUUCGUUACACGCAUCCUGGUUAUGACGUCACGCGUUGCUGGCCAUCGUUCGUUGCUAACUUCACAUACUUGAAUUUACAUAGGAAAAUAUAAUUAUGUCGAUAGGUCCGUCACGAUUACAGGAAAAAUGAGAAUUAAAAUUAUAUUAGA
This is a messenger RNA of Photinus pyralis (common eastern firefly), 2088 nucleotides long. RefSeq lists its product as uncharacterized. Lineage: Eukaryota; Metazoa; Arthropoda; Insecta; Coleoptera; Lampyridae. The coding region runs from base 146 to 610 and encodes 154 amino acids. The record is from RefSeq and is a predicted model, not a curated record. The transcript has 5 exons.